Messenger RNA from Cucurbita maxima (winter squash), 2675 nucleotides. RefSeq lists its product as uncharacterized. Bases 237 to 2582 code for a protein of 781 amino acids. NCBI's taxonomy places the organism in Eukaryota, Viridiplantae, Streptophyta, Magnoliopsida, Cucurbitales, Cucurbitaceae. The record is from RefSeq and is a predicted model, not a curated record. The transcript is spliced from 4 exons.
CACAUUCCUAACCCAAAACCAUCAAGAUUCUUAUGGCAAAGGAUGCGCACAUCUCCGUACUUUCGCUCCCGAUCUCACUCUUGUCUUCAUCCUCAGUCUCCCAAUUUUCCAUCAAUUCUUCCGUAUCUCAAUCGAUUCUGCAACUAAUUUGUUUAAUGUCGGGAAGCUCUGAUUACUAGCUUUGAUCUUGCUCUUGUUUAGUUUAUGUACAGUGGAAGAAAAAGGAGGAGAUCGCUAUGGAUUUUGACCUUCUGAACAAUCCCCAUCCGCACCCUUUGUUCUUCAUCGAAGAGGGGAAGAAUGAUGAAGUGAUUUUCUGCACCAGAUGCCGUCGAAUAUUGCAUCCGCCGGCGUUCAGCUGCUCCGAAUCAGUCUGUAACUUCCAUAUCCAUCAAUCUUGCAUCGACCUUCCUCCGCAAAUCCACAACCACUUCCACCCCCAACAUCCUCUUUCUCGAGCCACCAACAACCACAUCUGUAAUGCCUGUUGGCAAAUGCCGUCGGGCGAUGUUUAUCUGUGUCGCAGCUGCGGUUUUCAGAUUGACGUCAAAUGCGCCAUCGCCGACACCAAAGCCAGCGGUGUACGGCAGACGUCCGAUAACGAGUUUCGACAUUUCAGCCAUCCCCAUACGUUAACCCUUCAGCGAGAACAAAACAUAGCAACCAAUGAAAUUGUUUGUGUUGUCUGUGGAUUGCUUAUAAAAUCAGGUUCUUCUUAUUACUUUUGCUCUAUUUGUGACGCCCAUUUUCAUCAACAAUGUGCCGAGCUGCCGCGCGAGAUGCUAAACUCUGAUUUUCACGAGCACCCUUUAUUUCUUCUUGCCGAUGUUACCCAUACCCAAACCAUCUGUAACAGUUGCAAAAAUGACUGCGGAGAGUUCAUCUAUAACUGUUCCCCAUGCGAAUUCAACCUUCAUGUCGCUUGCUUACAAUCUUUCAAUCAUAAACACAUCUUCACCAAAUUUAGGAAUCAGAUACAGUUCGUUUGUCGAGCAUGUGGUGAGAAAGGAAAUGGAUUCUCAUGGUAUUGCACCAUUUGCCAUCUUUCGGUUCAUAAAGAAUGUGCUGAAUUGCCAUUAACUUUGGGGACAUUUGGACACCGCCUUCAUGAUCUUAGCCUCACCUAUUUUCGUGAUGGGAUUGAUUUUGUAGGCAACAAGAUGGAUUGUAAGAUCUGUGGGGAAGAAAUAAAGACCGAAUAUGCUGCAUAUGGUUGCUACAAAUGCAAGUACUUUGUCCAUUUGGAUUGUGCUCGAAAGCAACGCGUUGACUCUAACUUCACUGUGGAUGAUCUUGAUUCUUCCGAUGAUGAAAACGCCAAGAUUGAGGUUUCCGGCUCUGAGAUUCAACAUUUCAUUCAUCAUCAUCGUUUAGCCUUUGUCACUGAGGAGCAACUCAGGCAGGACAGAGUUUGUGAUGGGUGUAUGAAGCGCCUUUCAGGUCCAUCUUACGGCUGCGAGGAGUGCGGUUUCUUUGCCCACAAAGAAUGUCUUGAAUUGCCUAGAAAGAAAAGGAACUUCCUCCAUCAACAUAGGCUGAAUCUCAUCUCAAUCCCAAAUUUCGUCUUCCAAUGCAAAGCUUGUCUCAAACAUUUCAAUGGCUUUGCCUACCACUGCAAAACAUGUCUCUCCACAUUUGACACCCGAUGCGCCUCGAUCAAGAUCCCAUUUGAACACCCUGGUCACCAACACGCCUUAUCUCUUGACCGCUCAAACGAUGACCACAUAUGUGAAGGUUGUAAGGAGGGGGUGAAGGACAAGAUGGCGUUUCGAUGUGUCGACUGCAACUUCCAUUUGGAUGCAGGAUGUGCGACACUGCCAAUUGGAGUAAGAUACAGAUUUGAUCCACAUCCUUUAGACCUGACAUUUGUUGAGGAUGAAGAAGAAGAGUAUUGCUGUGAUAUCUGUGAGGAAGAAAGAGAGCCGGGGCCGUGGUUCUAUAGCUGCCAAAAGUGCAGUUUUGCUGCACAUUUGGACUGUGCUGUUGGCAUGUUUCCUUACGUGAAGUUAAAGAAGCAUGAAGCUCAUAAGCACACGCUGAAACUUGGGAUGAAAGGGAAGGAAGAGGAUUGUGUGGCUUGUGGUGAAUCAUGUACUGAGGAGUUGGCCUAUGAAUGCAUUUCCAAUUGCAAGUUCAAGGUGCACGCCAUUGGGCUGUGUUACCACAGGCAGGUAGUGCAGGGGAGCCUGGCUUUCACCAACCGUUCUUUUUCCUCUCGUGGAAUUGGACUCCACCAACACACUAUUCAAAACGGGCGCAUUCAAAGAACGAUUGGGCCGUAUGGAGGUGGAGGUGGAAGUCCUUGGAACGAAAAAGUUUUCACAAAGAUCAGAGCAUUCGUUAUUAAUCAUCAAGAAUUGAUCUACUCCAUUCAAAUUCAGUAUGAGAAGGAUGGGAAGUUGACAUGGUCGACAAUGCACGGCUCAGAUGGCGGUUCAAGAUCUGAGGUUGUUUUUGAUCAAGAUGAACAUCUCGUCUCAAUUCGUGGCUAUUAUAGUGACUUAAGUAAAUGGAGUAUUGCACUCAUUGUUAUCCGAUCACUGACAUUGGAAACAAAUAAAAAAAGUCAUGGGCCAAGCUAGCCUUUUACUCGUUGUCGAGCAUUGUCGGUUGAAAGCCUCGAGCAGUUGCUUCCUUUCAACUCUCAGCUUUCUCUUUGGAUUUAAAUAAUGGUU